AUGGGCGUCCUGGGCGUUGCCUGGCGGACUUUCAGGUCCAAGGCGUUCACGACCAGGACGCCUGGGCAGACGAUGGAAGGUGCGAGGCGCGAGGACGGCGGGGACAUGAAGAAGGUGCUGGGAGCCUUCGAUUUGAUGAUGCUGGGCGUGGGGGCGAUCAUCGGCGCCGGCGUGUUCGUCCUGACGGGCGUGGCAGCGCGCUGCAAAGCCGGGCCCUCGGUGGUGCUGUCAUACCUGCUUUCGUCGAUCGCAGCCAUGCUGGCUGCCCUGAGCUAUGCAGAGUUUGCCGUCGAGGUCCCUGUGGCAGGUGGAGCAUAUGUCUAUGUGUCCAUGGUGUUUGGAGAGUUUCUUGCGUGGUGA
This is a messenger RNA of Ostreobium quekettii, 360 nucleotides long. The record is from the annotation of a GenBank genome assembly. Lineage: Eukaryota; Viridiplantae; Chlorophyta; Ulvophyceae; Bryopsidales; Ostreobiaceae.